Messenger RNA from Medicago truncatula (barrel medic), 1332 nucleotides. RefSeq names its product 26S proteasome regulatory subunit RPN13. Bases 147 to 1097 code for a protein of 316 amino acids. Gene Ontology annotation, molecular function: proteasome binding; endopeptidase activator activity. Gene Ontology annotation, cellular component: nucleus; cytoplasm; proteasome regulatory particle, lid subcomplex. The record is from RefSeq and is a predicted model, not a curated record. Lineage: Eukaryota; Viridiplantae; Streptophyta; Magnoliopsida; Fabales; Fabaceae. The transcript is spliced from 14 exons.
GGUUGAAAUAAGAAUAAGAAUAAGAAUAAGAAUAAGCCAGGGUCGGAGCGAUAGAGAAAAUCUGAGUGAAUAAACAAACGGAACCCUCACUUUCACAUAGCUUCGCUUUGCUUCGUUCCAUCAUCGAAUUGAUUUACUGAAACCAGAUGAGUUCAUCUUCCAUCGAUGCUUUUCCUGCAAUCCAGGAAACUCUGCUGGAGUUUCGUGCUGGUAAAAUGUCACUAGAGGGAAAAAGGGUAGUUCCUGAUGCACGCAAAGGACUCGUUCGUAUUGCUAGGGGUGAGGAGGGACUAGUUCAUUUUCAGUGGCUUGAUCGCACACUAAAUGUUGUUGAAGAUGAUCAGAUAAUAUUUCCGAACGAGGCUAUUUUUGAGCAGGUUAAUCAAACAUCUGGAAGGGUUUACAUAUUGAAGUUUAAUAGUGAUGACAGAAAGUUCUUCUUCUGGAUGCAGGAAUCUAAUGCUGAUAAUGACUCACAACUGUGUAGCUCUGUGAAUGAUUACCUCAACAGACCAUUAGAGCUCCUUGGUGAAGAAGAACCUGAUGUAUCCCUUCCGCUUGAAGUUUCUGAAGAUAUGGUUGAAGAUGACAUCUCAUCGAGAGCUGCAAACUUGGUUGUCCCGAACUUUGGUGUGGAUGCAACUAGCGAUGUAACGUCUUCUGGUCCAGUUAAAUUGGCAGAUCUCCAGAGAAUAUUGAGCAACAUUGGACCUGCUGCAGAUAGCAUUCUUGAUCCUGACGAAGGCUUUGAACUCGGUGACAUUUUGAAGCCUGAUCUGAUAUUGCCAUUGAUGGAGACGUUACCAUUAGAGCAGCGUCUAGCUUCCUAUUUACCAGAGGGUACUUGGUCUCCAGAAGAUAUAUUGGAGUUGUUGCAGAGCCCACCUUUCCGUCAGCAAGUAGAUUCUUUUACUUAUGUACUUCGAACAGGACAGAUAGAUUUGUCCCAGUUUGGAAUUGAUCCAAGUAAAUACAAGUUCACAGUUUUGUCAUUUCUGGAGGCUCUUGAGGAUUCUGUCUCCAAGUCUGAGGAAUCUAGGCAAGACGAUCAGGAAUUAAUAUCUCAAUCUUGUACCCCAAUGGAUGAAUCCAAGUAGCCUGGCACUUUCAUCUCUUUUCUUUAGAUACAAGAAACUUGGUUUUUUUGUGGCAAACAUAUAUUUCUGCUUGAAAAAGGAAAAUUUAAAGGGGCUUGCUAUUUAAUUGAGAUUUUUCAAGGCUAGAGUGAAAUGAUUUAUUAAUAAAAAUUCAAAUCUAUCGGUUUCUUUAUAGUCUGUAUAAUAUUCCAUGUCUCUCGGAAGGUUAUGGGCUCAGAAGUGCAGUUUGACUAUA